Sorghum bicolor (sorghum) is the source of this 1292-nucleotide messenger RNA. RefSeq lists its product as uncharacterized. The record is from RefSeq and is a predicted model, not a curated record. The transcript has 4 exons. NCBI's taxonomy places the organism in Eukaryota, Viridiplantae, Streptophyta, Magnoliopsida, Poales, Poaceae. Bases 354 to 1223 code for a protein of 289 amino acids.
ACUCUAUGAUUGAACAACGUUUGUCAAAUAAAGCCAAAAGUGCUAUAAUGUUAUUUUCCUAAAAAAAAUUGGAACCAAACAAGGGCAUAGUAUUAUAUCUGUACACGGCUAACUACUUGUCGCCGUCUCUGUCUAGUCCGAUACGUACAGCUCAUACCUAGUACGUGUCUGCUUGGUUCGCGAUACGUACGGUUACGGUACGGUAUAGGAGGAGGAGUCAGCUAGCGCUGGUCUGUCUGUCCGUGUGUAGUAUAUAUUCAACCCGGCCGGCCGAUCCUAGCUAUACCGUGUCAUCGUGUGUCAGUGUACCUUGAUCGAUCGAGCGCGGCUCUAAUUUCCCGAUCACAUCAGAGAUGAUGGGAUGCUUUCACGUCUCACCAUCGCCGGCGGCAUUUUCCGUGGCGCAGCAGCCUGCUGCCGUCGCCGGCUUCCGGCAGGUGGUUGGUCGGCGUGCGCACUGCUUGCACUCGCCCUCGCCGCCGCGGCUGAGCCUACGCCUGACCGAGACUCGCCGCCCACGCCUUGCCAUCCGGGCGCACAACCCUGUCGGCGACGGCGAUCCACAUCCUGCUAAUCGACGACGUAGAAGGGAGAAAAAGCCCCAUAAUUUCCCAAAGGAAGGGCGUCACAUCUCUUCACUCCUAAUGAAACUCUACCGCGUUUUCGAUGGACUACUGCACUACAAUUCCGGGGAAAAUACUCGAUGUUUCUGCGGAUUAGCAGACAAUGCUGUCACCAUGGCUUCCCAUGUCGUGGAUAGCGCAAGCCUGAAUCCCACUACGCCCAGUGAGAUCUCCAGGGAAACGGUGCACAGGACUCUCGGUGUCUACGUCCAAAUCUUUGUGCAAACCGCAGAUGACACGUUCAACAACACUGUCAGCAAGGAGACUAUCACAUCGUUUCUCGGUGCCCUCAGAGGUGUGGCCUCUGUUGCCCACAUCCUGCUCCAAGCUGCUCUCGAAGGCCUCAGCCAGGAGCACCCAAAAGAGAGCCUGUCAGAGUAUGCCUUCAACUGUGAUGUGAAGAAGAUACACCGCGUGUAUGACCGACGGAUGCGUGAGCUCGAAGAUGGCAUCCGGAACGCUCCAACAGAAAUACAUACAUGCAAGAUUUUGAUGCCGACAAUCUGUGAAGGCAUGGAAGCUACAGAAUCCUUCGUCGCGCUCAUGAUGGCUCGCCGGAAAAGAACACUAGAAAAAAUUCAGAGCAAAGUAGUAGAGUAAUAGUUUUACCUAUAUUAAUUGUAUAAGGAUACUCUUAUUUUAUUUGUAUAUAUAAAGCGAAUUGAUCUA